AUGAGCAAUAAACCGGCCACGACACUCACUGUAGCAUUCGGCAACGUCAAGUCAUGCUUUGUGAAUUUACCUCCGUCAUGGGCACUACGAGCUGGAGGUGUAGUUCUAGAGCUCUCAUGGACUGAAAAGACAGAGCAAGGUCCUCGCAAACGUUCCGUCUUUGUUGGUUGGGCUGGAGGAUCGUCAUCUAAUUCAAACAGGGAUGCAAACAAGUUUCCCGGUGCUCAGUCAGCUGCCACGGGAAACGCAUCGUCUGCUACUGAUGCCAUCGAGAUGGAAACUGUGUUUGGUCAAGGCUUAGGUCUAAUUGCUGGGCAACGAGUUAAUGUCGAGUUUGUCAAGACUGUCGAGACUGGCAAGUCUGUUGAUGUCGAGCCUCUUACUGAAGAUGAUUGGGAAAUAUUGGAACUACAUGCUGGAUAUUUGGAGGAUCAGAUGCUGAAUCAAGUACGAGUCGUUUAUACAAACCAGAUCAUUGCUGUUUGGAUUCAUCAGAGGACAUGUAUACGGUUGCGAGUCUUGUCGACAACUCCGUCAGCCAAAUGCGUCCGUCUAGACAUUGAUGCAGAAGUCAUAGUAGCACCUAAACAACGUAAAUCACAUCUAAUACCCAUUGAUGCACCAGCUCAACAAAUCACUCCAUCGUCACCAUCAAAGAAGAAGGCCACCACACUAUUACGCUUAUUACCCAAAUCCCAUCUAACCGAGCUCGACGAAUCAACAACAGAUGAAUCAGUCGUGCAUAUAAAUCCACUAAACGCCAACGGAGAAUUCACAGAUGGCUCCAUAGUAAAAGUCACUCGCCGUGAAUUGAAGAAGCCAGGUGAAGAAAUGAAGGAUGAAAAGGAUGAAAAGGGAUCUCCUCCUACAGGUCUAUUACGAAGUGUAUUCGCUACUGUGAAACACUCGACUUUUAUACCUGCUGGUCAUUUGGGUGUUGGGAAGGAUGCUGUCGAGGUGCUCAAGUUGCCUCCAUUUUCAAGAGUCAAGAUUGAAACUGCUUCUAAAGAUGCGCUGAAGGGAUGUAAGGUACUGGUACAAAGAGUGGUUAAGAGUGUUGGUCCGACAACUGUUGUCCUCAAUCAAAAGAAUUCGGAAAAGGCCAUUGUUAUCGAGACAGUCAAAUCUUGGUUGACAACACGAGCACAACAAUAUCCACUCAUCAUCACAGAUGGAUGUGUGCUACGAUUCCCUCUAUUACCAAGUCAACCCCAAUCAGAACGAUACCUGACUCUUUUCAUUCGUCUCAUCCCAUCUGGAAUGAAGGAAGACGUUGCUCUUGCUUCAGGAGUGGGAGAAAACUAUGUGAUUGUAGACAAUGAUAGAACGGCACAGUCCGUAGUUGUUGAUGAGGGUAAAGAGACUGAAAUAGGGCCUGUCGAUACUGAUUGGGACCUAGAAGAUCAUCUGCCUAUCUUAGGAGGUGUUGAUGAUUUAUUAAAGAACAUUACUCAGUACGUCAAGUCAAGUUUAAGUCGAAGAACCCUUCGAAAGAAACUGAGUGCUCCUGCACUUGGAGGCCUGUUAAUUCAUGGAGCUCAUGGGUCUGGACGAACUAGUUUAAUUGAUGCCGUAUCUUAUGAGCUGAGCAGAAGUCCUGAUACUUUAGCUCAUACACACAUGGUGCAGUGUUCAGAAUUGAGUACGGAAACAGUGCCCAAAAUACGAGAAGCGAUUCGGAAUGCAUUUGAUUUGGCUGCUUGGAGAGCUCCAUCUAUACUCGUGUUCGAGGAUUUAGAGAGAAUGAUACCCGUUGAGCAAGAGCAAGGAGAUUCUAACGACAAGACAAAGCAACUUUCCGAAUUCUUUCUCGACAUUUGCCAAUAUUAUCGUACCCGACACAGCAUAUGUGUGAUCUGUACAUCAACAGCUGCUACUGCUCUACAUCCAACGCUCCUCUCCUCACACACACUCGCCGAAACACUACAAGUUCCACCACCUUCCCGAGCAGGUCGUAAACUCAUCCUCGAAGCACUCAUGCAAGCAUCAGGAGACAUGACCCGUACAGCUGUAGAAUCCAAAAAUGUAGACGUAGCGGUCGUUGCCGGAUCUACCGAAGGAUACUUGCCUGCUGACUUAAAAGUAUUGGUUGAACGAGCUGUAUACCAAAGUGCUAUGAGGAGCGUUGAAGCCACGACGGCAUUGAUCAAUUCGUUAACGAAGCCGAAUGGACUGAAUGAGUUGGUUGAUGGUAUGAAUGGUGCCAGUGGAAGUAGUAAUGAGGAAGGGUUGUUGCAGAUUGAUUUUACAAAGGCUCAGGAUGGAUAUGUGCCGAGUUCGUUACGAGGAGUUAAGUUGCAGACUUCGGACGUCUCGUGGAGUGAUAUUGGAGGCCUGUAUGAGACCAAAAAGGUCUUAUUAGAGACCUUAGAAUGGCCUACCAAAUACGCUCCGAUAUUUGCCACCUCACCACUUCGUUUACGGUCAGGUCUCUUACUUUACGGCUUCCCGGGCUGUGGAAAGACACUGCUAGCAUCAGCAGUAGCCAAAGAAUGUGGCUUAAACUUCAUCUCCGUGAAAGGUCCAGAACUAUUGAACAAGUAUAUUGGUGCUUCCGAACAAGCAUGUCGAGACUUGUUUACACGAGCACAAGCCGCUCGGCCAUGUGUCUUAUUCUUUGAUGAAUUUGACGCUAUAGCUCCAAGACGAGGACACGAUAAUACAGGCGUCACUGAUCGAGUCGUCAAUCAAAUGUUGACGCAAAUGGACGGUGCUGAAGGACUCGAGGGUGUUUACGUGCUUGGAGCAACAUCACGACCCGAUAUAAUAGAUCCAGCAUUAUUAAGACCUGGUCGUCUAGACAAGUCACUUUUGUGUGGUAUGCCUGACGUAUCUGAACGAGAAGAUAUCUUGAAGGCUGUAGCUAGAAAACUUAAUGUGGAUCCAACAGUCGAUUACCAGGAAUUGGCAGUCAAAAGUGAUGGAUUCAGUGGAGCUGAUUUACAAGCCAUGAUGUAUAAUGCUCACUUAGAAGCUGUUCAUGAGAUGAUUGAUGAGCAGGAUCGGGAGAGAGAUGAAGCUAUGGCUGGACAUCAUAGAGAUGAUGUUAAUGGUAGUCAGCAGAAUGGGGUUGUUGCUAAACAUAAUAAUGCUGCUGAUGGACCGGCUGUUGAGUUUGUUAUUGCUGAUAGGAAGGACGCUAGUAGUGUUGUGAGAAUGACUGCUGCUGAGAGGGGCUUGUUGGCUCAACGGAUCGAGUCAAUACAUAAAGACUAUUCAGAUAAACUUGAAGUUCUAUACCCAACCACGUCAGAUGCCUCGAAAUCGGCCAAAGACAAGUCAUUGGAUACAGUUGUACAUCUAACGGUCAUCAAGCACAAACACUUGGUAUCUUCACUAUCAUCUACUCGUCCAUCUCUUGCUCGAGAAGAGCAAGCCAAAUUAAAUCGAGUGUACGAUGAAUUCGUUUCUGGACGUGGAGCUCCCGUUGAAGUCGGGAAGAAGGCUUCCUUUGCAUAA
Synchytrium microbalum is the source of this 3459-nucleotide messenger RNA. RefSeq lists its product as uncharacterized. Gene Ontology annotation, cellular component: cytosol; peroxisomal membrane; peroxisome. NCBI's taxonomy places the organism in Eukaryota, Fungi, Chytridiomycota, Chytridiomycetes, Synchytriales, Synchytriaceae. Gene Ontology annotation, biological process: protein import into peroxisome matrix. The record is from RefSeq and is a predicted model, not a curated record. The transcript is spliced from 13 exons. Gene Ontology annotation, molecular function: ATP binding; ATP hydrolysis activity. The coding region runs from base 1 to 3459 and encodes 1152 amino acids.